GGUUUGUUUAGCUGGAUAAGAAAUAUGGCGGCCGCCGGGGCAGGGAAGGUGGUAGGUGCGGCUGCCGGAGCUGUAGUAAAACCCAUCUUCAGUCGGGAUUUGGCUGAAGCCAAACGGCACGUGAGAGAAUUAUACAGAACUUGGUACCGAGAAAUCCCAAAUACUGUGCAUAUAUACCAGCUGGACAUCACAGUGAAACAGGGGCGUGAUAAGGUGCGAGAGAUGUUCAUGAGAAAUGCUCAUGUCACAGACCCCAGAGUUAUUGAUUUGCUUGUUAUUAAGGGAAAAAUGGAAUUCCAAGAAACAAUUAAUGUGUGGAAACAAAAGACCCAUAUGAUGAGAUAUUUUAAUGAGACAGAAACACCACAACCCACGGAUUUCCUAUCCAAGUUCUACACAGGCCAUGAUCCUUGAGCUAAAUCAACUUUUACAGAACAAUGACUCUUUCUGUUCCAAAUAAAUGCCUGUAUCUUAAAACUCUUCAGCAGGGAAGUA
This is a messenger RNA of Python bivittatus (Burmese python), 495 nucleotides long. It is a transcript of the gene NDUFA6, whose product is annotated as NADH:ubiquinone oxidoreductase subunit A6. The record is from RefSeq and is a predicted model, not a curated record. Lineage: Eukaryota; Metazoa; Chordata; Lepidosauria; Squamata; Pythonidae. Gene Ontology annotation, cellular component: respiratory chain complex I. Gene Ontology annotation, biological process: response to oxidative stress.